CCAAAUAGACUAACCUAACGAGAAGGAAAGAGAUCUAGGAGAAUUUCAUGAAUUUAAUCUAUUCAACUAUGAGAAUCAAACUGGCUAAUAUUCAAUUAUCUCUAGGAAGACAUGGAAGUAAGCCUAAUUCAUUUUUCAAGUGAAAUCAAGAUAAAUUCAAGAUAAAUGUUUUAAGAUGUUGCUAUUUUUGUACGCUAAAUAGUUGAACAAAGAAAUUUCUCAAUUGUGUUACAAGUUGCAUCCCAUUUUCAGGUCCUCUCAGUCCUAGCAGCAUAUGGCUCAAAAUCAUUUUGUCCCAACUUUCUGAUCAUUUGUUGCUUUAAUUUAAUGCUAUUGUAACAUCACUAUGACUAUAUUUAGGGUUAUCAUAAGGUAUACAUUUAAUAACAUUGAUCCAUUUCUGAGAACAUAAAUCAUGACUUUUGAGUCUAUGACAUGCUAAAAUACCAAAAGAUAUCUCAACUAGGCAUUCCAGAGGAGUGAAAUUUUUGGCUGAUCUCAGACGUCGUGGCCAGUGAUUCCUAUAGGACGAUGCAGCAUGAAGAUCAUUACAUCGUACGAAUCUUUGAAGCUUCGAAUCCAGUAUUCUCGUGGCUUUAACCAUAGCAUGAAUCUUUUCAGAGCUGGUUGGGUUCGAUCGAAAUUUCUGAAGGAAUCACACUUGAACUCCUUGAGAAUGUAGUUCUGAUGGCACAAGUACUCGAAUAGCCAUAGGAGUUCUUGCGGGAAGUCAUUGGCUAAACACAUGGCAGAAAGGAUAUUCCGGGUUCACCCCGAACGACUUCAGGAUGGAUCUGCCAUACUUUCUGAACACUUGAAGAUCGUUGAAGGUUCUUCUUUCUUGGAGGAUGGAUGGAUAGAAGGGAUCGACAUAUUGGUUGAAUAGAUCUAGAGGGUAGUCUGUUAACCCAGAAGAUAGUAAUACUGUCGUGUUGAGCAUGAGGAUUUGACUAGCCAGUUCCUGGUUGCCUUCUCCGGUGCUGGAUAUCAGGUAGACGUCAUCUGCAUAGGUGUCUCUUCUUCCAAUGAGAAGACCGAUUCAAGGUCGUCCUCUUUGCUGCGAUAGAUGCCUGUUUGAUUAGCAAUUUCUUUGAAGAUAUGGAUAGAGUCCUUCGACUUGUUGGCCUGAGGACAGUUUGUGGCAAAGUGACCAAGCUUUUUGCAGAUAAAGCAGCUAUCAUUCUUCUUCUUGUAAUUUGUUGGGCUCCUUCAUCUAAAAUACCUGGUUCGCCGUAUUGCCCUGCUCCUGUCGUUAGGAGGCCAUGGCAGUUUGAACCUCCUGAACAACAGUUGUCUUUUGUAUCUCGUCCUGCGGAGCGGACCCGAGAAGCUAGACUUGGUGACGAGGUCAUCCUUGUUGCAUGCUUGAUCGAGGGCUGGAUUAUUCUGGACGAUCUACUUCCGUAUAGACCUCUUUGUGCAUAUGGUAUCCAGAGCUUGGAAGAUGGCCUGCCAGAUGUAGGCUAUCUGUAGGACGGUUAUGGAUUUGAACUUCUCUUCCACAAUCGUCAUUGUGUGGCCUGGCCUGCUAGCAUCUUUGGUAGAUGAUAUGAAGGCUUGCUUCAAAUGCCAUUCUGCGCAAUAGCAAACAGAGAUGCCAUUUUUUCGUGGAGUUUUCGUUUUUUCUCCUUGGCAUUGAAACAUGAACAUACGGCAAGUUCCAUAAUAAAAAUUUCAGACGUCUUGGAAAACUGUUGUUGCUGCUACUCAAGGGGGUGGUUGGAUUGAGCCCCCACCGAUGCAUUCGCCUCCGAUUAGUGAGAUUAUUCUCCACGAUGUUUUGAACAAGGUGAUUUUAAUGGGCGGUAUUUUUUUAUAUGAACACACAUAGAGAAACGGAAGAAGACUAAUGUAAUUAUGAUCUAU
Molecule: messenger RNA, 1866 nt
Organism: Capsicum annuum
Lineage: Eukaryota; Viridiplantae; Streptophyta; Magnoliopsida; Solanales; Solanaceae
Exons: 2
Coding region: 1099-1473 (124 amino acids)
Source: RefSeq, a predicted model, not a curated record